Messenger RNA from Cajanus cajan (pigeon pea), 4494 nucleotides. The record is from RefSeq and is a predicted model, not a curated record. Lineage: Eukaryota; Viridiplantae; Streptophyta; Magnoliopsida; Fabales; Fabaceae.
AGCCUCUCUUCCGUGCAACCCGCGGACAAGACCCCCUUGUCACCGUCGCCUCCGCCUGCCACCAUCGCCUCCGCCUGCCACCAUCGCCUCCGACGCAGCUGCCACCGUCGCCUCCGAUGCGGCCGCCACCAUCACGUACGGCGUGACUUUCUUCUCCCCCUCCGCGUGCACCACUAUCGCGCCACCCUAACCUCCGCGCGCGCCACCGUCACCUUCGAGCGCGCCACCGUUACCUCCGACGAGACUUUCUUCCUCCUAGUUCUUCCUCCGCGUGUGAUAGAUUCUCACUCCGCACGCCUCCUCUUUUGAGUUCUGCCAUCGCCGCUGCCAUUUAAUCCUUUUGUUGAAUAUCUGUUAAUAUUGCUUCAAAAUGGGAAAGUUGGGGAAGAAGGCAAGGAAGUUUGCAAAAAAGAAUUUGCAGUCAGUUUUGAGGAACAAAAGGAAGUUAAACUCCAAGUUCAAAAAGAAAGCAUCAAAAAGAGACAGUCAAGCUAUUGAAGAAAACCUAGAGAGUGAUACAACAAAUGCAUCAAAUGAAAGAAACACAGUUGUUGAAGAAUUUCAAAAAACUUCCCUUGAUGCUGUAUUUAGUGAAGACGACAGUGAGGUGCUUGGAGAUAAUUCAGACAGUGAUGGAUAUUUUUCAGAGGACUCCAGCUUUUUGCAUGCUAUUGGAAGUGACGGUGAAAUUGAAAAUUAUAUUGGGAAAAGCAAUGGUGGUAGUUCCUUAUCAGAGCAGAAUAGAGAUAUUUGUACAGAACUUUUGAAGAAAGGGAAAAAGUUGAACAAAUUGAAAGUGAAGGAUCCAGGGUUUUCUAAAUUUCUAGAAAGUUAUGAUGUGGAGAUUGAACGAACCGAAGAUGAAGAUAUUAGUUCAGAUGACGAAAAAAUUUUAGAUGUGCUGCAGCCAGUGGAGAACAACAAUGCAUGUGCUCAUGUGGGUAAAUUGUUGACUAGUGCGUCUGUCGAUUCAUUGUCUAAACUGGUCAAAGAACAGUGUAGUGUUCCUGCCCUCACUUGUCUCAUAAAUGCUUAUAGGGCAGCAUGCCACAAUGAUUUUGAAGUAACCAGUGUCAGUGGUUGUGUCUUUUCUCAUGGCAUUCAGAAGAGUGACACUUUCUGCAAGAUAUUAAUGUUCAUGCUACAUGAGGCUGAUACUACAUUUAGGAGGUUAUUAGGAAUAUCAACCUCUAGUUCCAGGAAGGAAAGUGUUCUGGAGCUAAAGAAUACAACAAAAUGGUUGUCUCUUAGACCACUUAUUAAGUCUUACAUAAGGAGUACUGUGUUUCUCCUGAACCAGGUCACUGACUGUGAAAUAUUGGCCUUCUCAAUUUGUCGACUCAGAGCUUCAAUCAUUUUUCUAUCUGCAUUUCCAUCUUUACUGCGCAAUCUUCUUAAGAUUUCUGUUCAUCUCUGGGCAACAGGCGUUGGAUCUCUAUCGUCACAGGCCUUUCUCAUUAUACAAGAUAUAGCUUCUGUGUUUAGCUCUAAUUGGUUCGACGUCUGCUUUAUCAAAACAUACAAUGCCUUCAUUAGUCACUCGCAAUUUGUUGAGCGGAAGUUUGAACAUAUACAUUUUCUAAGGAACUCCUUUGUGGAGCUAUGUUGUUUAGAUAUGCACAAGUCAUCUAACAGAGCAAGGAUAUGUAUAAUGCAUCUGGGUAAGAUAUUGCAGAAAGGGUGGCAAACCAAAAAGAAGGAGGUGGUUAAGACAAUUUGCAGUUGGCAGUAUAUCAAUUGCAUUGACCUCUGGGUGAAAUUUAUAUCAGCUAACAUAGAUGAUUUUGAUCUUCAGCCAUUGCUGUAUAUGAUUGUUCAGAUUAUAAAUGGAGUUGCUCUCUUGUUUCCUGGCCCUAGAUAUUUACCUCUGAGACUCAGAUGUAUCCAAUGGCUUAAUCAUCUGUCUGGUUCUAGUGGGGUUUUCAUCCCUGUUACAUCAUUGGUGCUGGAUGUUUUAGAAUACAAAAUUACCAAGGAUAGUGGUAAACAUGGAAAAAUUGUUCAACCUAUGUCUACCAUAAAGCUUCCAAAGCAUUGGUUAAAAUCACGUGAUUUCCAAGAAGAGUGUGUCUCAUCUGCCAUUGAAUUCCUUUCAGAGCACUUCGCACAGUGGAGCUACCAUAUAUCUUUUCCUGAGCUGGCAACGGCUCCACUUAUCCACCUCAAGAAGGUCUUUGAGAGAACUUCUAUUGAGAGUUUCAGACGUGUUAUCAAACGUUUCAUUGAUCAGGUGGAGAUGAAUAUUGACUUUGUGCAAAAGAAAAGAGAAGAGGUGCCUUUCUCACCAAAGGAUCAGCAGUCUGUUGAAUCAUUUCUUCAGGUUGAAAAACGUAGCGGUAAUACUCCAUUCACACAAUACUAUAAAAGCAUCAUGAGCAAGGCUGCUUCUAGGAAAUUGAUUUCAGAUAGAAAGAUUGAAGCAUUAUUAAGGUAUCAAAGACAUCUCAAUAAGGUUGGAGAACAAAGUAGUGAUGGUAUAGACUAUUAAUGCUGAAUUUAUUAUUGGCAAAUAUUUAUUUGUUCAACAGGUGCUAUAUUUGUCCCCUAUGUGCAUUUAUAUCCACUGUAAUAAGAGUUUUUAUGGGUUGUUGGUUAUUCGUUAAUCACAAGUUUAUCAUUGACUACGAGCUUCACAAAACAUGUUUUUUUGGGUAGAGUAUAAACAUAAUAAUCAAGUAGUAUACUUUUCCAUGCAUAUAAUCAGUUCAUUGUUCUUGUAAUCAAUUACUGUUACGGUUGAAGCAAAACUCUUUGUAAUGUGGUGAUUGAUUAUGUGAUUUCGUAAAACCUAAGAUGGAAUGGAUGGUGAAUUUUGUGAGUGCUUCUUUAUGGUGACUUUGAUAAUGACAAAAAGUCAUCAAGAUGUGACAAUGUUGGGAACUGACACCUUCUACCCCACAUGUAAUUAAUUAUACAAUAAAUGGAAAUAAAUGAAAUCCUUUAUAAUUUAAAAACCAAAUCUUCAAUCACAUAAAGGUAAAGAACUCACAUUUGUAAGCAUAAAUCAUAAUACGCCAGCAAAAUUUUCUAAGAAAUGAACUAAAGUUUUCAAAAUGAUUUAACAAAAUAAUAUCCUAAACUAGUCCUAUCUAUGUUCUGAUGUCACAUGUCCUAUCAGAACACGUCCAAUACUGAAAUCACCAACAUCCUCAUGUUGAUGAUCACCUGCAACACAAUAGAGACAUACACAAAACAACAAGGGAGUGAGAAAUACCUCACUUAGGUUCAGGUGUAGAAAUAAUAGUUAGGUAACCAAACACACAAUCAGACAUAAGAUAAUAAUACAUACAUAAACAUUCAAUUCAAACAAGUUAUAACACGUUCACAAGUCACUUAUCAUGCAAUGAUGUCAUGAACUCAUAGAUGCAUGCAUGUGGCACCAAUCAUGUGUCACUUCAUCACAUAUGACAUUGUAUGCUGUCGAAGCAACAUAUCUGAAGUAUUCUAGGAGUACAUGCAGGCUCAACUGUUUACUCUCAACUAGAAAGAUGUAUUGCUAGGGUCUUGCUGGGAUAGUGAAGUUGUGCAAGAUAUGUCCCAUGCACACAACGGCCAGAAUUGGGACUUCCAAGCCAUGUUAUUCCCUAGGAUUCCCUCAAGUUGUUACACAAGGAGGGUCUUCCCUAAUGGUGUACUCCACAUCAUAUCCCGUCACAUAAAUGCAUAUGCUGCAAGUCUCACACAUUCAUAAUGUCACAGACUCUUCACUUUACUUGUCAUAUCAUGUCAUGUCUCAUAUCACAUUUCACAUCCUCAUAUCCAUGUUCAUAGUCACAUACAUAGUAAUCCUUCCCACACUUGGUGGGCUCUCCACGUGCCUGACGCGAAAGUCCCUAGGGACUUAUGUCGCCAAAUCAUCAAUCUGUGCACGGCACGAAUAAUUGUGCUCGAUGUCUCAGCACGAACCUGCAAUUCCAACUUCGCAAUCACGCGAUUUUCACAUUUAUGCAUAUAUUCAUACAAUCUAAUUGGUACAAAUACUUAAAACAACAUCCAAAAUACAAUUAAUACUCAAUUUAGCCUAAACACUUCAAUUAUACCAAUUUAGCCUAAAAACCCAUAGAGCACUCUAAAUCAUAUCAAAACAUCCAAUAUUAUAAUUAAACAUAUAUUCAUGCUCACAAUCCAUCAAGGAACCCAUCAAAAGCAUCAAAUGUUAAAACUGAAAACAUUCACAAUUUGCCUGUUCCUUUAGGCAUGCAUCAGGUGAGGAUCAAUCUUACUAUCCAACAGAUAUCCCCGCACUCCAAGCGAGGUUUCUCACUCCCCCUUACCUUGGUGGGUAGAAGUCGAAGCACGAGCAGUUUUCCUGGUUUUCCCUGGUCUUUAGAGAGCAUAAAAAGGAAAUGAAUAGAAAGAAAAUGAGUUUGUGAAAUUGACUUUGAUAACUCCCUUUUACUCAAUUAAUAAAAUAAUAAAAUAAUAAUAGUAAUUAGUAAAUUACUGCAAUGUCCUUCCUUCCCUUUCUCACAAAAUAAUUAGUAUAAUUAAAAC